This is a messenger RNA of Cryptotermes secundus, 2267 nucleotides long. Its product is annotated as nuclear RNA export factor 1. Gene Ontology annotation, biological process: poly(A)+ mRNA export from nucleus. Bases 139 to 2076 code for a protein of 645 amino acids. The record is from RefSeq and is a predicted model, not a curated record. Gene Ontology annotation, molecular function: protein binding; RNA binding. Gene Ontology annotation, cellular component: cytoplasm; nucleus. NCBI's taxonomy places the organism in Eukaryota, Metazoa, Arthropoda, Insecta, Blattodea, Kalotermitidae. The transcript is spliced from 14 exons.
GGCCUCAAGCCUUAGUGCGUGGAAGGUUGUAGAAGAUACGGCCGAAGUUUUGUUGGAGUUGUAAGUGUAGGAAAGUUGAGUUAAGACGAAGAAGUUUGCUAAAUAAAGUGUAGACAUUUUUGAUUUUAAAUUAAGAUAAUGCCAAAGCGCCGUGAAGUGAGCAGGCCAUGGAACUCGGAACGAUGGGAAGGAAAGUACAGUGAGCAUGAUGACCGUGUCAAUGAUGCUAUUCGGAGGGUAUCUUUUAAACCUGGAAGUAACCACAUAGGAAAACAUAGAAGAAGACGAGAUGUGAUCACACUUAUCCGUUCCCAACUUGAUGAUGAUGUUGAUAUGAGUGUGCAAGGCUCAAGUGGAAGAAGUACACGGUUCAACCCAUAUGUCGAAAGGGGUCGGAAUCAGGCAGGAGGAGGUUUUGGUGGUGGUAUGAAUGCAGGUGGCAGGGGAUCAGCCAGCAGGAGGAGAUCAGGUCGGCGCAGUCCACCUGCAUCAGUCCAUUUCAACUCAAAAAAAUUUUCAGAGAGCUCAACUUCCUGGUACAAAAUAACAAUUCCUCAUGGUGGCAGAUAUGCUAAAGAGUACAUACUGAAGAUAUUACUGGCCCACAUUGCACCAACAGUGUUCAUUCCACUCAAUUAUGAAAUUCGUGGAAUAGAUUCCUCGUUUUUUGUUGACGAUUCAGAGGCUGCAGAAAAGUUGGACAAUGCUGACAGGAAGAUCAUCACAGUAAAAGGAUUUAAGCUGGUGAUAAAAGUAAAGCCGGCGUUACCACAUGUGGAGCUCAAUUCUACCCUGAAGGAAAAAAUAAAGGCAGCAAUGGUGAAACGUUAUAAUGCUGACCUGAAAGCCCUUGAUUUGUCUCGCUUCCACACAGAUCCAGAUCUUGUGGAUAAUUAUGCCGUGGCAUUAUUCAGACCCAACAUGAUGUUGGCAGUUUUGGAUAUCAUUGUGGAAAAUGUUCCGGAGCUGACAGCACUUGACUUAUCUGACAAUAAGCUUUAUGCACUUGACAGCCUGAGUGUGCUUCCUGUUAAAGUUCCGAACCUCAAAGUCCUUCACAUCGGGAGAAACCGGAUUCGAGACAUGAACCAGUUGAACUGUUUAGAGAGCCUCCGUCUGGAAGACAUAGUGCUACGUGGGAACCCUUUGUGCAGCAAAUAUCAGGAUAAGAAUUUGUAUGUUAGCGAAGUGAGGAAGAGGUUCCCAAGAGUGAUGAAGCUGGAUGGGGCUGACCUCUCUCCGCCAAUACUGUUUGACGUGAAUGAAGAUCAACAGUUGCCAAAAAGCAAGGGGAGCUACUUGUGUUCAGAAGAAGGCAUGACUAUCGUGCGACAGUUUCUGGAACAGUACUACAGUCUGUAUGACAGUGAUAACAGAGAACCUUUGGUCAAUGCGUACCAUAAUGAUGCCAUGUUCUCAGUCACAUCAGCCUACCCACCGGGUCAGAGUUCCACUACCUCUUCUAAGCUUGUGAAUUACAUCACAGAUAGUCGGAAUCUCCUCCGUGUGAAAGAUAGCACCAGAAGACAAAGGGUUUUAUACCAGGGAAAAAUGGCCAUUGUCGCUUGUCUUUCCAAACUGCCCAAGACACAGCAUGACCCUCAUUCGUUUGCUGUCGACCUCACACUCUUUAUGCCACAGUUGAUCUCGAUAUCAGUCACAGGCCUAUUUAUGGAGCGUGGACUCUCGAAGAACCAGGCCCUGAGGUCAUUCAGCAGGGUAUUUAUGAUAGUGCCUUUUGGUGAUGGUUUCUGCAUCGUUAAUGAGCAGCUGUUCGUUACAAAUGCAACCGAUGAGCAAAGGAAGGCGGCAUUUCAAACGCAAGUGCCAGCAGUAGUGCCACCACCUACCCCUGUGGUUGCACCAGUAGCAGCUGCGACCUCUCCCCAGUCAGGACUCAUGGAUGAUCAAGCAAAGCAGCAGUUGGCAGAAAGUUUUGCUGCCCAGUCUGGGAUGAAUGUUUGUUGGGCAAGAAAGUGCCUUGAUGAAACUGGGUGGGAUUUUCAACGAGCCACGUUCAUUUUCACUGAGCUGAAUAAACAAGGAACAAUUCCAGCAGAAGCAUUUAUUAAAUGAGUAUUUACAUACUUAAUUAAGAGAUCAUAUGUGAUCCUGAUAGAAACACUUUUCAGUGACUUGUGUUACCAUCAGUGUACCUGUGAACAUUUUCUUUUCAUCUUCAUGGUGGUUGUGCGUUCAGUAUCGUGUAUUUAAAUGAAAAGAUUAUAUGUAUAUUUGCAAGAUAAAACUAUUUUAGUGGCUAAAGA